GCUAUGUCUGGCCGUGGCAAGGGAGGCAAAGGCCUUGGCAAAGGAGGUGCCAAGCGCCACCGCAAAGUCCUCCGCGACAACAUCCAGGGCAUCACCAAGCCCGCCAUUCGCCGCCUGGCUCGCCGUGGCGGAGUCAAGCGCAUCUCCGGCCUCAUCUACGAGGAGACCCGCGGGGUGCUGAAGGUGUUCCUAGAGAACGUGAUCCGCGAUGCGGUCACCUACACGGAGCACGCCAAGCGCAAGACCGUCACUGCCAUGGACGUGGUCUACGCGCUCAAGCGCCAGGGCCGCACGCUCUACGGCUUCGGCGGCUAAAUUGCGCAGA
Phodopus roborovskii (desert hamster) is the source of this 325-nucleotide messenger RNA. Its product is annotated as histone H4. The coding region runs from base 4 to 315 and encodes 103 amino acids. The record is from RefSeq and is a predicted model, not a curated record. The transcript has a single exon. Gene Ontology annotation, cellular component: nucleosome. NCBI's taxonomy places the organism in Eukaryota, Metazoa, Chordata, Mammalia, Rodentia, Cricetidae. Gene Ontology annotation, molecular function: protein heterodimerization activity; DNA binding; structural constituent of chromatin. Gene Ontology annotation, biological process: nucleosome assembly.